AUGAAAAGACAAAGCUUGAGGGUAUUCUCCUCAUCUUUAUCGGUAUUGGUGGGACGUACUAACAUCAACAAUAGUAGAAUAACUCUGUUAAAGAGUAACAAUAUCCUUCCUUCGAGUGUGAGAAGAGGAUUUUCCUCAACUUGUAUGGUCAAGGCAAGAGAAAUUAAAUUGAAUAGUUUUUUGAAGGAGGUUAAGAAGAAGGCUUCCGAUGAGGAAGAGUUGGAAGUGGAUUUGGUUAAACAAUUUGAGGAAAAUAAGAAUUUAAUUGUUGAUGAAAAACCACAAGCCACCACUGUUGUUACUAAACAGAGAGUUUUUGAUAAAUCCUUUGAUGAAAUGUUUAAUGAAGGAGAGGAUUAUUUAGAAAAACGAGUAUUACACAAGGCUUCAGAAGCCUUUUCGGAUUGUAUUGAAAUGAAACCAAAUAAUUAUUUGCCAUAUUUACAACGAUCGAAGACUUAUCUGUUAAAGGGUGAACAUGCUCUUGCUCUUAACGAUAUGGAUAAAUGUAUGGAAAUUUUGAAUGAAUAUCCAGAUAAUGACAUGACAAAACAAUCAAAGAUUGAUAUUUUACAUAAUAGAGCUGUGUAUUAUUUUGAACAUGAGAAAUAUAGUGAUGCAGAGAAAAAUUACUAUGAAUCUGUUGGAUUUUACGAUGCCAUUGAACAAAAGAAUGUCAAAGUGAAGAAAGUUUAUUCUGAAUCACUCAAUAAUUUGGGGUUCCUUUUAUUGGAAAGGUCAGCAGCUGAAGAGGCACUUGAAAUAUUCGAAAAAUCUUUAGAAAUUAGACUAAGCGAGCCAGAACUUUCCUCAGAAAAGGAAAUUUCAAAAAUUUACUUUAAUAUUGCACGAGCUCACGAAAAAUCUGGAAAUUUUGCAAAAAGUAUAGAGUUUACAUCUAAAUUUUUAGAAACCAAUCCAGACAACUAUUCUGCCAAUUUAUUGUUAGCCAAGACUCUGAACAAAAUAGGUCAAUUUGAAAAAUCCAUUCAAGCUUGUGAUGCUUGUUAUAAUAUUUUACAAAAGGUUUCAACCGAAGACUUGGGAAAAACUGAAUUGAAAAGGCAUAAGAAAAAUAUUUCCUUUAUUUUACUUCUUAAAGGAAAUAACUAUUUGGAGAAGAAUGAUAUUGAUAACGCUGAAAAAUUCUUCAUGACAGCAGUGGAGUCUAAUAGAGCUGAUUUACAACCAUGGUUUGAGAUUCCAAAGCUUUGA
This is a messenger RNA of Naegleria gruberi, 1215 nucleotides long. RefSeq lists its product as uncharacterized. NCBI's taxonomy places the organism in Eukaryota, Heterolobosea, Eutetramitea, Acrasida, Naegleriidae. Gene Ontology annotation, molecular function: protein binding. The transcript is spliced from 2 exons. The record is from RefSeq and is a predicted model, not a curated record. Bases 1 to 1215 code for a protein of 404 amino acids.